CGGUUUAACAUUUGGUUAGGGUUAGGAAAAGAUCAUGGUUUGGGUUAAAAUACCCGGUUUUGUAGCCAGAAAAAACGGCUGCAAAUGUUCCGACGUCUCCUCAAAAUGCACUUUAUGAUUAUUGGUUUUGUAGUUAAGGGAGUUCUUGUGGUCAGCAUAGGAACUACAACUCCCACAUACUGAGUCUGUUUAUGUGACCCAUUUUAGGUAAUCGCUAGGCUUAUGUAGCCGCCUGUCACGCUGUGACUAGGUCGUGUCCUGCUCUAUGAGUACUUCAUAGUUCACAGUCUCUGCUUCCCACAUCUGCCUCUGUGGAAGACGCGCUGCUCGCUCUGCAGUGUUGUUUGAUCAGCCUGGAUCUCCCUAAGCCCUGAGGUCAGAGGUCAGAGAGCCAUGGGGACCAGGAGGGUGCUGGUGACCGGGUGCUCCUCUGGCAUCGGCUUGGCUGUGGCUGCACGGCUGGCCAAAGAUGAGCUCAAACGGUUCAAAGUGGUUGCCACAAUGAGGGAUCUUGGGAAACGGGGACCAUUGGAGAAAGCAGCUGGUGACUCCUUAAACAAAACCCUGGAAAUCAAACAAUUAGAUGCCUGCUGUGAAGCCUCCAUCAGAGAGUGUGUCAACAGCCUGCCAGACAGACGGGUGGAUGUUCUUGUGAACAAUGCAGGGAUCGGCAUGAUUGGGCCGCUGGAGUGCCAAAGUAUCGCUGCCAUGAAGGAGCUCUUUGACACAAAUGUCUUUGGCCUGGCACGGCUGGUGAAAGAGGUGUUGCCUGACAUGAAGCGGCGGCAGAGCGGCCAUAUUGUGGUGAUGAGCAGCGUUAUGGGAAUACAGGGGCUUCUGUUCAAUGAUGUCUACUCUGCCUCCAAAUUUGCUGUGGAAGGAUUUUGUGAAAGUCUGGCAGUGCAAGCACUGAAGUUUAACAUCAAGACAACUCUAGUGGAACCUGGCCCAGUGAUAACAGAGUUUGAAAGGAAAGUGUACGAGGAUGCUGAGAACAUGGAUCUAUCAGGGGCAGACGAGGAGACUGCCAGAAUCUUCCGUGAAAUUUAUCUGCCGUACUCUAGAAAGGUCUUCGCCUCAUUAGGACAGACACCAGAGGAAGUGGCAGAGCAAACACUUAAAGUGAUCACAGCCACGGAGCCCCCUCUGCGCCACCAGACCAACCGUCUGUACAUGCCCAUGACUGCACUGAAGCAUGCAGAUCCAACGGGGCGUCUCCCUCUGGACACUUUCUAUAAGAUGAUCUUUAAGCAUGACAAUGUGUUCAAUGCUACUCUUGGGGUGCUGCGAAUGCUGCAGAAGAGGGUUGAGCUGCCCCAUAAGUACAUCCCGUUGGCGUUGACACUGUGGCAUUCACCAUACCACCAUCCUCCCAGGUAGGUUUUAGCACAGUUUGAGGAAUGAGUGUCCUGGUCUUUGUCAAAUGUCGAGAACUUCUGACCGUUAUGUUCACUUAGUGAAUUUC
Molecule: messenger RNA, 1465 nt
Organism: Thunnus maccoyii (southern bluefin tuna)
Lineage: Eukaryota; Metazoa; Chordata; Actinopteri; Scombriformes; Scombridae
Product: retinol dehydrogenase 8
Exons: 8
Coding region: 394-1380 (328 amino acids)
Biological process (GO): estrogen biosynthetic process
Cellular component (GO): cytoplasm
Molecular function (GO): estradiol 17-beta-dehydrogenase [NAD(P)+] activity
Source: RefSeq, a predicted model, not a curated record